AUGACAAUCUGUACUUAUAACGCACGUACGCUUGCUUCGGAAGCGGCCAUCGAAGUUCUGAUGAUGCAAGUCCAGAAAAUUAAGUACGACGUCAUUGGACUGACCGAGACGAGACGACGCCACCCACUGAGCGCCGUAUACGAAACUGGAGAAGAACUGUUCUCAGGAACGUGCGACAGCAGUGGUGGUGGAGUUGGCGUGCUUGUCAACACGACUAUGGCAAAGAACAUCGACACUUUUGAACAACUUAUGAUCCGUGUCGGACGUCUGUGUAUGAGAAGAUGUGGUCUAACACCAGCUUUGGCUAUCUUCGUCGCUUACGCUCCAACAUCCAUCAAGCUACGAAGAAGAAGCAGUCGAAGCUUUCUAUAUGGACCUGGAGAAGUUCAUGCCUUCUACAAGGUCAUUAUUGGCGAUUUCAACGGCAAAGUUGGCCCAAGAAGAACGCCUAAGAAACUUCACAUCGGGACCCACGGCCUACAAUGGAAUGAACAGGGAGAGAGGCUCUCUUCAUCAGGGCCUCUCCCCUUCAUCUCUUCUCGCUUCAUCUUCAGUUCAUCAUGA
This is a messenger RNA of Necator americanus (New World hookworm), 564 nucleotides long. RefSeq lists its product as uncharacterized. Bases 1 to 564 code for a protein of 187 amino acids. The record is from RefSeq and is a predicted model, not a curated record. The transcript has a single exon. Lineage: Eukaryota; Metazoa; Nematoda; Chromadorea; Rhabditida; Ancylostomatidae.